Molecule: messenger RNA, 3358 nt
Organism: Ictalurus furcatus (blue catfish)
Lineage: Eukaryota; Metazoa; Chordata; Actinopteri; Siluriformes; Ictaluridae
Gene: morn4
Product: MORN repeat containing 4
Exons: 4
Coding region: 88-555 (155 amino acids)
Source: RefSeq, a predicted model, not a curated record
CCUCCCCUUGUAGAGUACAAGCCGCCCCAUUUAGAGUGUGAAAGACUCAUGAACGUGUAAGUUAUAAUAAUCAUUUUAUGUUGGUUAAUGUUGUUUUGGCAGGGUGGUCGAGCUAUGACACUGACCAGAGGCUCCUUCACGUACUCAACUGGAGAAGAGUACAGUGGUGAAUGGAAGGAAGGCAAGAGACAUGGUGUGGGGCAACUGAAGUUCUCUGAUGGUACUUGUUACAAGGGUCACUUUGAGAAUGGCCUGUUCCAUGGCUCCGGGGUGUUAAUGUUCCCUGAUGGAUCCAGGUAUGAAGGUGAAUUUGCCCAAGGAAAAUUCCAAGGUGUUGGAGUUUUUAGCAGAUCUGAUGGGAUGAAGUUUGAAGGAGAAUUCAAAAAUGGUCGUGUGGAAGGACAUGGCUUGCUGACAUUUCCGGAUGGUUCCCAUGGUAUUCCACGGAACGAGGGGGUCUUUUCUGACAACAAGCUGCUGAAGCGCGAGAAGAGCCAGGCGGUGGUGCAGAGGGCCAGGAGCUCAGCCUGCAUGGCACGCAGCCUCUCUGUAUGAUCAACACAAUGAUGAUCUGAUAAUCACCAUGCUGCUGCUCUCAGAUCAGCUUCCCAAACUCCACUCCUACUGCACAGGAAAACAUCGAGAGUGAAACUGAUUCAGGAGCUCUCUUUCACAUAGGCUUGCAGCAGACCCUCAGGAAUGGAUAACAGGGUUUCCUUUCCCUCUAUCUCUCUUUCUCAGUGCUGGUCUGCGUCUAAUGCCUCUAGCGUAAAAAAUAUAUAUAUAUUUAAAAUAAAAAUAAAAAAACUGGGCAAGGUUAUUAUUGCUGCAUCAAUGUGAACUACUUCGUCUUAGAUAUGGAAAAACCAAAGUCACCAUCCACAACAUGGGGCUACUGAGUGUUCUAUAUGCGGAGUCUCUGUGCAACAGUGAGUUUAUUUGCCUUUUGUGAGACCGUGAUUGUGUACCUUUCAUUAUUAUUUAUCUAUUUAUUUAACAUGUUUAUUUAAAUGUUAUUUCAAGCACUUUUUCCGUUUUGGUAAAAACAAUCUGAGUUAAAUUUAAAUUCUCUUAAAUGCAUAUCACAAUGUAAUGUCUGGAUUUGUAUAUACCUCAUGGAAAACAGCAUUGUAUAUCCAGUAUUGAUGUUCGAGAUAAUCAGAAGCCUAUACAUGUGGUGGACUUAUUUUGAGUACAAAGCCGAUAAUGUGCUUUUAAUUGAAAUCGGGCAGUCUGGACAAUGAGUAGUUCACGCAGGUGAUCCUACUGAAUGUGUGUAUUCUCACCAGUGUGUAUCAUUUAUCUUCAUGCACUUUGUCUAGUAUUUUCUUGAUACAUGUAAGGACAGAAAGGUGUAGUCAGGCUUUGCUGACUUUAAUUAGUGUAACUGCACUGUAAAAGCAUGUAUCUGAUUUGUUUUUAUUAAGAAUGGUGUGAGAGGGACUAGAAAGUUUGCCUCUUUAUCUUCACCGUAAUAGCAUUCAUCCAGUAAUUGUGGGUAUCUUCUAAGAACUAACAUAACCAUGGGUUUGGCUGUAGUCCAUAAAUCCAUCUGUCAGUGGUGUAUUCUUCUUAACAUGCAAUUCAUGUAAUAAUUAUGUUUUUAUCAUCCAGUUAAUGGCAGUCGAUUGGAAAGCUGGGAGGGGGAGGAACAAAAACAAAAGUGUGUGUGUGUGUGUACAAAAAAAUAAUUUAAGAUAUUAUAACCGAUACACAAUUACAACGAAUAUUUUUUAACUUUUUUUUUUAAUUUCUUUUUGUUUGUUGUGCUAACUGUAGUUACACUGUUUUACCAUGUGCAAUGUCCAGAAGAGGAGCUGUACUCAUUACUUAUUUCUAUACUGACACCAAAUGUGUAUUAACUUCAGUAUUUACUUGAAAAGUUUGGAAUCUGUUUUCCUGUUCAGGAAAAAAAAAAAAAAAAACCCAACAGGAAUAAUAAUAAUAAAAAAGAAAAAUUAUGAGGUGCUAAUCGAGUGUUUUAUUUGCUGAAUCACUCUGUGCAAAGAGAAAUAUCAAUUCCUGACUUUCAGCUCAUCCACAAAAUUACCUGCCUUUCAAUAAUGCGUGGAGAAAUCACAAUUUAAUGUAACACUGGAGGCAGGACAGGAUUUAUUUCACAAAACGGCGCUCUCUACUGGUCAUACUGGCAGUUAGCAUACAGAGUCAUGGAAAAUUUACAGUAGGCCUAAAUUUCUAAAAGACAUUACUCCUAUAAUUUGAUUAUUAUUUUUUUUAAAGUGUAUCAGCAAGACGAUAUUUAGAUUUUUUUUUUUUAAGAAUGUUUUAUUGAUCAUUCUUUUAUGGUGUGUUGUAUUUGUAAUGGAGAUAGUGACUGUGCAAGGGUCAAAGGAAUGACACUGGUAAUCACUCUUCUUUGCUUCAUGAUGAGAAUCUCAAUUAAUUUUCUUUAUUUUAUUUCUUUUUCUUGUUUUUUUUAUGUAGAUAUGUGUUAAGGCACAACAUGUAUUUUUACAGUGCAAAAGAAGAUUCAAACAAUCUUCCAAUUUAGACAUCAUUUAUCAUUCAGAAACACAUGCACAUAUUGACAAUAAGAUUAGCAAAAAGCAAAUAAAUGCUACUCUAGAAUCCUAAAGCUUGCUUAAAUGCUUGAACAAAUGGCGGUGGAAAUCAAUCUCUCACCACAGACAAAGUGCCAGAAACUUAGAGGUCACAUGUAAGCAGAGCCACAUACAGAAAUUUCCACUCUCCGGAAACCUCAACAGUGUGUGGGUGUGUAUGCGCGUAUUUGUAUGUAAUGUUUACAAAACCAUCCCACAUAUUGAUUUACACACUUAGUCUCUGGUUAAUGGGCACUCUUGGCAUAUGAUGUGAUGGAGCAACGGGUGUAUUUCGCUAAGUUUUAAUUACAACAUUACAAAGCAUGAUAUUGCUGAUCCAUGUGACUGGCAAGGGUACAGUAUAUCCAUAUCACUUGUGUAAAAGGGUAACCCCUGAUAUUAACCGGAAACUAUGCACUAAUGCCUCUUCACAAAGCCUACUGUUAAGUCAGGGACAAAACAGAAAUCCUAACACUGCUUCUCCUGUGUCCCUGGAACAUGACAUGUAUUUAUAAAAGAAGGCUGGCACAUUUGUGCUUUAAUGCAGUUAACAUUAAUGUGGGUAAACAUGACUUUGCAUGCAUAAGACACCAUUUCAAUCACAAUGUCAACAGAAGAUGAAUUGCACACGAGUUAAUAAUGCCAGUUACUGUUUUACAUGAGCAUGGCAAUGUUCUACUCAAUAAUGUGGUCUUGCUUAAAAUGCUUGAAACUGUAAUGUAUUGUAAAAUAUGUUGAUUAUUAACCAAAUUGAUUUUAAUGAAAACAAUCCUGAGAGAUUUUAUUCAAGCAAGUAC